UUCAAGCAUUGUGGUCUCACAUCUCAAUAAUCCGCGAUUGAACGAAAGAAGUAUUAGUUCAAAAGAAGGAAAAAAAAAAAAUUAAACCUCUCAAAAUUUGUCACAAAUUCUUGAAUUUGUUCAUUCCUGUGUACUCAAUACAUUGCCAUGGAAGCUGUGGCGGCGAUCAUUGGUUCAGCUCUAAUUGAACCUUUUAAAGUUGUAUUCGGAUCCAUCUAUGCUGCAAUGAAGAAUCGUUUUAAGAUCCAUUCAAAUUACAAUCAUCUUGAGAGAGACAUAACACUUGUAUUGGCUCUCAAGUCUAGCUUGAGAAAUGGGCUAGAUGAUGAGCAGCUGCAGCAUCUGUUACCGACAACUCAAGUUGAAGAUUGGUUAAGCAAAGUUGAAGAAUUGGAGAGCAAUUUCAAUUCUUUGCGUUCAACUGUGACAGAAAGUGGCAUUACAAGUGAUGCCGCCUCUUGUUCACUGCACUGCAAAUUGAGCAACAACAUAGCCAAACAGAUUGUGAAAGCAAAACAACUCAUUGAAGAAGGCAAACCCUUUGAGAACAUGAUAGUGGGUGUUCCUGUGGCAAGGCCAGUUCAGUAUAUGGAGGUGACAUCAAUCCAAGGUCAACCCACAGCAUCUACAAAUUUGGCCAAGAUGAUGGAUCUGUUGAGAAGUGAAAAGUAUAAGAGGAUUGGUGUUUGGGGCAUGGGAGGUGUGGGCAAGACUACUCUUGUCAAGAAUUUGAAUAAUCAGCUCACCAAUGAUCCAAUCUUCAAAAUCGUAAUAUGGGUUGUAGUAUCUCAAAACGCAACAGUGGAAAGUGUCCAAUCAAAAAUUGCUGAGCGGUUGCAUAUGAUGAAUAAAGAAGAGUGUAAGGAAAGUAUGGCCAGUCGUUUGUACAACAAACUUAAAGGCGAAAGAUUUCUUCUAAUUCUGGAUGAUAUAUGGAAAGAAAUCAAUCUCGAUGUUGUGGGGAUUCCUCGACCUAAUGAACACAUUGGCAACAAAAUCAUACUAACCACCCGAGAUUUUAAUGUUUGUCAACAAAUGUUGACUGACAUUGACUUUCAAGUAGGUCGCUUGCAUCCUGAAGAAGCAUGGAAGUUGUUUCGUGAAACUGUGGAGGAGGAAGUGGUGAAUGAUGACCAAAUUAAGCCCAUGGCAAAGGCCAUUGUUGAAGAAUGCGAUGGAUUACCCCUUGCACUAAUUAUUGUGGGGGCAUCAAUGAGGAAAAAGAGAGAGAUUGGGUUGUGGGAAUGCGCAUUACAUGCCUUGCAAAAAUCAGAGCCGUCUCAUAUUAGAGGUGUUGAAGAGAAGGUCUACAAACCCCUCAAGUGGAGCUAUGAUUCCUUACAAGGUCAGCAAUUGAAAUCUUGCUUUUUGUUUUUCUGCCUAUUCCCAGAGGACUUUGAAGUUUAUACUUAUAAACUAGUCCAAUAUUGGGUACCUGAAGGUUUAAUUGAUGAGCAACAAAACUUUGAGCAACAACAUAAUGAAGUUCUACGUAUUGUUGACUACUUAAAAGACUCUUGCUUGUUGGAAAGAUGUCACCGUUCAAAUCAUGUAAAGAUGCAUGAUGUAGUUCGUGAUGUUGGGGUAUGGAUAUCAAAAUCCUUAGAGGAAGGGUGUAAAGCUAUUAACAAAGCUGGAAUUAGCGGUGUGCAAAUAUCACAACAGCUAUUCAAUUGUUCUGAGAGAGUGAAGAGAGUGUCGUUUAUGGAGAGCGAUAUAGAAUUUCUCCCAAACUGCAACAUACAAUGUGCAGAAGCAUCCACUUUAUUUUUGCAAGGUAAUAGGAGACUUUUGGAAGUACCAAACACAUUUUUACAAGGAUUCCCGGAGUUGAGAAUUUUAGAGUUGAGUGAAACCAAAAUACAAUUCCUGCCACACUCACUUCUUCAACUUAGUAAACUUCAAGCUCUCUGUUUACAAAACUGUGAAGGACUGUUGGAGUUACCAUCCUUGGCCACACUCGGAAUGUUGCAAGUGCUUAAUUGCUCUGGCUCUGCUAUCACUAAAUUGCCAGAAGACUUUGAAAAGCUAACGAACCUACGGUGGUUAGACUUAUCUAGCACUUCUAAGUUGCGGAAAAUUUCUAGUGAGAAACUUUCUAACUUACGUAGUUUGGAGUUACUAAACAUGACGGGCAGUGCUAUCAAAUGGGGAAUGAGGAAAGUAAAUGACAAAUAUGUAUCAUUUGAGAAGUUGCUCUGUUUAAAUCAAUUAAUUUCCUUUCAGAUUGACUUGGAAGACAUUUCUCAUGCCACUGCUGAACAUGUUUCUUGGCUCAGGAGAAUUAACAGCUUCUUUGUUAAUGUGAGUCAUAAGAGAUCAUAUGGACAAUAUCGACCCAAUGCGAAGAUUGUGUCCUUCUGUGGCUUUGUUUUCUCAGGAGAUGAAUCAAUUGGAUGGCUGUUAGUACAUGCAUUUUCCUGCGAAAUUAGGGCCUGUAAGGGAGUUGAUCUCAUGCUUGACAACAUGGUUAGGAGCAGCGUUACCAUUGGUCCAUUUGUUAACUUGAAGGGCUUAGCAAUAUAUAGCUGUUGCAUCUCUGUCAAGCGGUCGUCUCAAGGGUGUGUUACGGAAUGUGACUUGCUUCCUAACUUAGAGGGACUUGCUUUUUGUGAGUUGACCGGAUUAGAAAGCAUUUCAGAUUUCAGCAAUUUUCUUGGACUGCGUUUAACCAAGCUUAGAUCCAUACACGUUUAUAAAUGUUAUCAAUUGGAAAAUGUAUUCACAAUGGAUGGAACUCUUCACGAACUUGCAAAACUGGAAUCAAUCGAGAUAGUCAGAUGUGAGAAGUUGUCAGAAGUGUUCAAAAACACAUCCACAAACAACUUUGUGCCAAUGUUGAAAUCCUUAUAUUUGGACGGACUUCCUUCACUAGAAGAAAUAUGCAUAGCAGAUGAAUCAUGGAACAGUCUAGAGCAUCUUACAGUGCAGGAAUGCAGUAUGUUGCUGAAGUUGCCUCUUAGUGUCCAAAGUGCAGAGAAUAUUCAGUCAAUAAGCGGAGAACAAAAUUGGUGGAAUAAACUGCAAUGGGAUAAUGAAAAUCUCAAGAUGCACUUACACCCACUUUUUAAACCAUGGCUCUAGAGAACAAAAUUGGUGGAAUCAACAGAUGAAAUUCACCAAGCAGCAAGAAGUUAAAAGAUGCAAAUGCUUCAAAUUAUGUCUUCAGCAUGGCUCAAAGUGCAGGUUGGGUUGCAAUUGCUAAGUCAGAUCCAAUCAUCAAAGUCGACAAGUGUAUAAGAUUUGGAUAAGUGUUUGCUUAGUUUAUAGUUGGUGUUUUUAUUUUUCAAAAUUUUAUGUUUAUGUUUAUGUGUGUGGUGUAUUGUAUCAGACAGUUGAUAUUAAUGGUAUGGAAUAUGUAUAUAGCUAUAGGUGUCUUGGUAUUUGGCUGUUACUAUGUUUUGUGUAUUAAACUUUUUAUAAAAUUAUAUAUGUAUAUGCAAUAGUUUGUGUUUA
This is a messenger RNA of Ipomoea triloba (trilobed morning glory), 3456 nucleotides long. RefSeq names its product probable disease resistance protein At4g27220. The transcript is spliced from 2 exons. NCBI's taxonomy places the organism in Eukaryota, Viridiplantae, Streptophyta, Magnoliopsida, Solanales, Convolvulaceae. The record is from RefSeq and is a predicted model, not a curated record. The coding region runs from base 148 to 3084 and encodes 978 amino acids. Gene Ontology annotation, molecular function: ADP binding; protein binding.